CGACUUCCACCGUGCACCGGUCCCCUCGGCGGAGUGCAUUUGCCAUUUCACAUGCAAGUAUUUGCCAACCUUCGGAAGGCGGCUGUCGUGCGCCACGCCGGCCUUGUCUACGUCCCGUCGCCCGCGAAUGGCGUCUUCCGAGGCAUGCUGGACCGCGACGGCGACGAGGUGGCGCGUGCGACGACGCUCGUUCGGUACGCGCCCAACUCGACGUUUCCGUCGCACACGCACGCAGCCGGCGAAGAGUUUAUCGUGCUGCAAGGAACGUUUCGCGAUGACGUGGGCGAGUACCCAGCUGGCACGUACGUUCGCAACGCUGUCGGCUCGGUGCAUGCGCCGUCGAUCGGGCCCGACGGUUGUCUCAUCCUCGUCAAGCUGCGCUGGAUGGUACCCGAAGACACCGGCGCGGUCGUCAACACGCUGAGCGAUACGCCCGAGUGGACGACGACUCAGGGCGGUGGGCGGUAUCUGCGCCUGUACGCGAGCCCUAUCACGACGGAAACGGCGUGGAUCGUGCACUUGCCGCCAGGGGCAACACUCACCCAUCGCCUCGACGAGGACACCGGCGGCCAAGAAUUCUUUGUCGUCGACGGCAGAGUCGAGAUAACGGCCGAUGCGGCGACGUCGGGCACGUAUGACCUCUACGACUGGAUCCGGCUUCCGCCGCAGACCACCGACAACUACGCAGUCGUCGUGCGCAACCCGAGCACAACAGCAAUGACUCGGCUCUUUGUCAAGACUGGCCACCUCGCGCACUUUCUCGAUACGACGCCGGCGUAAACGCUUUUGAUAUCAUCUCAGUUUGCACUUUUUAAAUAUCAAAGUAUCGAGUGAAAAGGGCGU
Saprolegnia diclina VS20 is the source of this 843-nucleotide messenger RNA. RefSeq lists its product as hypothetical. The record is from RefSeq and is a predicted model, not a curated record. Lineage: Eukaryota; Oomycota; Saprolegniomycetes; Saprolegniales; Saprolegniaceae. Bases 52 to 780 code for a protein of 242 amino acids. The transcript has a single exon.